Molecule: messenger RNA, 1123 nt
Organism: Medicago truncatula (barrel medic)
Lineage: Eukaryota; Viridiplantae; Streptophyta; Magnoliopsida; Fabales; Fabaceae
Product: SNF1-related protein kinase regulatory subunit beta-2
Exons: 4
Coding region: 139-858 (239 amino acids)
Molecular function (GO): protein binding
Source: RefSeq, a predicted model, not a curated record
GAAUAAUGCAAAUAUUAAAUUAAGGGUUUUAGUGUAUAAAUAAUUAGGUGCUCUAAACCUGAGACUGAAACUCAACACAACAUAGUGUGCUUGUUAUUCGUUGCAAGCAAUUUGUGUGAAAGAAAGAAAGAAAGAAAGAUGGGUAACGUGAAUGUGAAUGGAAAUUCUUCAUCUCCUCAAGUUCCUGCUGCUCCAUUACAAAGACAUGAUGAGAUGCAUGUUAUUGUUCCCACUCAUUCAUCAUCACAAACAACUCCUGGCUAUCCAGAUAUAUACAAUGAAAACAAAGUUCCAACUAUGAUUACUUGGAGUUAUGGUGGUGGUCAACAAAUUUUUGUUCAAGGAUCCUGGGAUAAUUGGAAUUCAAGAACUGCCUUGCAGAAAUCGGGCAAAGAUUUCACAAUAUUGAAGGUACUGGCCUCUGGUGUUUACCAUUAUAGGUUUAUUGUUGAUGGAAUAGGCUGUUAUGACCCGGAGUUGCCUUGGUCGAAAGAUGAAGCUGGGAAUGCUUGCAACAUCUUGGACUUACAGGAUUAUGUUCCUGAAGAUAUUGGAAGCAUUUCUGCUUUUGAACCUCCUCAAUCACCAACCUCAAGUUAUGAUAAUUUACCAUUUAGUUCUGAAGAUUGUGCAAAGGAGCCGCCAUUAGUCCCUCCACAGUUAGCUACGACGCCGCUAAAUGUAUGUACAGAAAAUGUGGAAAUCCAACCUACUAAGCCAAGACCUCAACAUUCAGUGCUCAAUCAUUUUUACAUCCCGAAAGGAGAAAGCAGUCCUUCAGUGGUUGCCCUUGGUUCUACUAAUCGGUUUCUGUCCAAAUAUGUUACUGUGGUGCUUUACAAGUCUGUGCAGAGGUAGUAAACACAAAUGAGAUGGACCAGUCAUUAACAUUAAUCACUGCACGAAAGUCAAGAUUGUAUUACAUAUAAUGCAAUUGCUUAUUGGCUAAUUAUCAGAUGAUUUAGUUUCAAUUCUUACACUUUUGGUGAUACUUUUAUCUAGGAAUUUUGAUUGAGUAUUCAAAAGGAUAAAAUAGUUUACGCAUUCAUAUCACUUAUAGCUGAAACAACAAUUAUGUGGUUAAGUUAUUUUGCAGUUCGUAUCCUCUAUAUUUGCAUUUUCA